Hemiscyllium ocellatum (epaulette shark) is the source of this 955-nucleotide messenger RNA. RefSeq names its product mitochondrial ribosomal protein L17 (gene mrpl17). Gene Ontology annotation, molecular function: structural constituent of ribosome. Gene Ontology annotation, biological process: translation. The record is from RefSeq and is a predicted model, not a curated record. NCBI's taxonomy places the organism in Eukaryota, Metazoa, Chordata, Chondrichthyes, Orectolobiformes, Hemiscylliidae. The transcript is spliced from 4 exons. Bases 186 to 722 code for a protein of 178 amino acids. Gene Ontology annotation, cellular component: mitochondrial large ribosomal subunit; ribosome.
UUUGUUGCGGGGCGGUGGUUCCGCCCGGAGCCGGGGCCGGGGGACACCGGGACAAGAUGGCGGCUCCGUGAGGGAGAGACGGAGCCGCGUUUAACAUCGAGAGAAAAAGGCGGGAAACCCCCGGGGCCACAGUUACAGUUAAUUCUCAACCAAUCAGAGGCGGGGAGCCUCCAGCUGCCGCAGUGAUGUACCUGACCGCUGCCCUGAGGAUCAGUCAUGGGAAGGUUUACCGCCGGAUGGGGCUGGGGCCCAGGUCCCGCCUGGAGAUGUUACGGAACCUGGUGACUGCGUUAGUCCGGUUCGAGAGGAUCGAGACCACCCUGGCCCGCGCUGAUGAGAUGAAGCCGUACGCGGAGAAGCUGGUGGAUUACGCCAAGCGAGGAGACACGGACGGGAAGGCCAUGAAAAUAGCUGACUUCUGGCUCACAGAGAAAGACCUCGUCCCGAAGCUCUUCAAGGUCCUGGCUCCGCGGUUCCAGGAGCACCGCGGGGAUUAUGUGCGGAUGAUGCAGAUUCCGACCCGGGAGAAGGACAGCGCAAGGAUGGCCGUUAUCGAGUACAAGCGGAACCCCCUGCCCCCUCUCCCGACCAGGCGCCCGGGAGCCAACGAGAAGACCCUGCUCAAUCAGCUGCUGAGGGGCUACAGGGAGGAGGCAGCCACCGGGCCGCUCCCACCUGCUGGCGAGGCCCAGGUGCCACCUGCGGCCCAGCCAGUUGCGUGAGUGCCCGAUGGAAACGCAGAGGGACUUGGACAAGGCGACGCCAAUCCCCUCCCUCCGGCCCUCCCUCCUGCCCUCCCCCGCCUGGGGAUGGGUCCGGGAUUCUGGGAACUCCCUCCCCCCACCCAUCUCCCGGACUGCAGGUCUGCCUGGUUGUGUGUGUGUACCCGAUUCCCGGGGAGGGGGAUCCCAUUUGUAAACCCUGUCCUGCGAUUAAACUUGCGAUUCAGCUGGAA